UACUUGAACCCCUGAAACAGGAGGUCGGUUAGCAGAAGCGGCACCAGAAGACGCUACCAUCUCGACUUCAUACGCUUCUCGCUCAUUGCUCUCGUUCCUACCGGUGCAUUUUAGUCCAUUUUGCUCACCGAGCUUGCUGUGAGUUUGUCCUCGUGGUUACAGAAUUAUUUGUUCGGCAAAUUUUGUUCUUUCGUGCCGAGUUUUGGAGGGAACGUCAGCCGUUGGUCCACGACUACACUCCAGUUUUCAUUCGAAACCUGCAAGCCACUCUCAUCAUGUCACAGGCACUCGGUAGCUUUUCGACCACGCUUGGAGAGGAAAACAGACAAGCCAACGCCAGGAGAUUGAAGAGGGAAGACAACCAGAGCCGGCCCAUCGCUCCCCAGGCCACCAAGCGCGUGGCUCUCGGAGUUCUCAACCAAAAUGCCGGCCGACAACGAGUCCAACCGCACCGCGCUGCAAAACAGAACUGCGGUCCUUUAGGGACUUCAGCGUGCGGCCAGACCGGGAGCGUCGGUUGUGGUCAGGCGGGAAAGCCCACCACUGGGUUCUUUGUCCCGCCCGCCGCUUCUACCCAGUUCUCCAUCCAUGUCGACCAUCAGGCAGAUUCAGAGCGGUCGAAAGAACCUCAGGUUCCUCCACAGUCACAACUCUUGGCACUGAGAGGAAUAGGCAAGCCAUCAGCAUCUAUGGCCGAACGACGAGUUUUAACUUGCUUUCUAACUUUCCAGCUAAGGCAUAGACCCAAGCCUGGCUAUAUGAAGAAGCAGCCUGACAUCACCAACUCCAUGCGGUGUAUCCUGGUGGACUGGCUGGUGGAGGUCGCUGAGGAGUACAAGCUGCACAACGAGACGCUGUACCUGGCCGUGUCGUAUAUCGACCGCUUCCUGUCCUCCAUGUCUGUCCUGCGCAGCAAGCUGCAGCUGGUUGGGACAGCAGCCAUGUUCCUCGCAUCGAAGUAUGAAGAAAUCUAUCCCCCAGAUGUUGGAGAGUUUGUGUACAUCACUGACGACACCUACACAAAGAAACAGGUUCUGAGGAUGGAGCACCUGAUCCUGAAGGUCCUGUCGUUUGACGUUGCCGUGCCAACCAUCAACUGUUUCCAGAAGAGGUUCCUCCAGGCUGCAAAGGUCAACUCCAAGACAGAAAGCCUGGCCAUGUACCUGGCAGAGCUGACUCUACAGGAGGGAGAGACUUUCCUGAAGUACAUCCCCUCCACCAUCGCUGCUGCCUCGCUCUGCCUGGCUCAGCAUACGCUCAACAUGCAGCCAUGGACGCCGACCUUGAUGCACUACUCGGGCUACACGCUGGCAGACCUUCUCCCAUGUGUGCAGGACAUGCACCGAACCUUCCAGUCUGCACCGUCCUCACAGCAGCAGGCAGUCAGGGAGAAGUACAGGAGUCCCAAGUACCACAGCGUGUCUACGAUCCUGGCACCAGCAACCAUUCCGACGGCAUAAUCAUGUGCAAUGCAGGGUGAAAUUUAAGUGUUGUACAUUUUGUGUAAAGACAAAAGAUUGCUAUACCAGUAGAACAUGGACUGCUCCUAACCAAAAUUUUGCUGCCAAACUUGUUCGCUGAAUGGAGAGUAGAGCAUUUUAGAAAUGAUCACUGAGGACGAAAAUUUGCAAGUUUUAUUUUUAGUAUGUGUAUGCCAAUAAAAAUGUUUUUAACAAAAUGAUUUUAAGUUUUUAGCAUUUUAUGAUAGACGUGUAGGUUUGUUUGAGUGCAAUUGCAAUCAAUCCAGGUUCAGGCAACUUGUCACUGCCAACAAAAACUUCCUGUUCAAAUACAUUAGAAAUCUUUCGGCUGUUGAAAUUUUCUACUUUGCUGAACAAUCCGAAAGAUAGUAAUGUUAACCAGUCAAAUAUAGUUUGUGGUGAAAGUCAAAUGUCUAGACAUGAAAGAAGUCUCAGAUUCCCUUUGUUUUAAUUUGUGUAAAAAAAAAUGGUGGUUAGGUAUGCACAUUCUGUGGGGAAUCUUUGACAUAAAUGAAAUGUUAUGUGGAAGUGUUGGGCUGAACUGUUGUCCCUGCUACGGCUGCCACUGGCUGCACCUUGCGUCAGCUCUCUUCCUGUCCUUUUGUGAAAUAAAGAUGAAUUCUGUUGUCAGUGAAGGAGCAGCCAGUGGCCAGCCACACCAGCAGAUGCGCUUAGCUUUCCCACUACGGAAGACACGUUAGGGAGGAGGCAGAUGAGAAAACAGCUUUGUUGACCACACAUCCCUGCCUCACUGUGCAUUUAGACUGCACGAACCUACAAUAGUAUAGCAUUGAGUUUUGGUACAUGUAUGAGUAAUCUGCAACACCUUUUGACUAGGGUAAUGUCAUCAGAAAACCCUUGAAUGUAUCUUUCCCAAAACUUGUGCUCCAGGCUAAGCUGAUUGGUAGGUUUUAAUGUACGGUUAACUCUGCCCUAACAUGUCAAAAAUUGCUAGGCCAUCCAACACAUUGUCCAAGUGGAACUUGUAAAGAUGUACAUAAUACCUGGUAUAUCAUGCUUUUGCACAUAGUAAGUCAUUCUGUGCAUAUCUGCAUUGUAUCAUUUGUUUUACUUUGUUGUAAUGUUACCCAUGUACAUUUGUAACUUAGUUUUUUUAUUAAAGUUUUUAUUAACACUA
Molecule: messenger RNA, 2619 nt
Organism: Branchiostoma belcheri (Belcher's lancelet)
Lineage: Eukaryota; Metazoa; Chordata; Leptocardii; Amphioxiformes; Branchiostomatidae
Product: G2/mitotic-specific cyclin-A-like
Exons: 8
Coding region: 276-1460 (394 amino acids)
Biological process (GO): regulation of cyclin-dependent protein serine/threonine kinase activity; mitotic cell cycle phase transition
Cellular component (GO): nucleus; cyclin A2-CDK2 complex; cytoplasm
Molecular function (GO): cyclin-dependent protein serine/threonine kinase regulator activity
Source: RefSeq, a predicted model, not a curated record